GGGUGAAUGUGGGCUACAUGAGCUCAGUCAGGUCUGGACACCGAACAGUUCUGGGUCCUUCUAAGCCAGCUGGUCUGGCUUUACCUUCCUUCGGCGAGCCAACUUGUUUGACACGAGGAAUCGAACAGCGAGCCCGCAGCUGGACCUGGCGGAACGACUUCUUCCCGGCGAAGACGACACGAGCGGUGUUUUGCACGUGACCGUGGGGGUGAUCGCCGCCGCUGGACGGACCGUUGGCGGGAAAGUCAUGCAGCAGUGACUCGCACAGCCUGGAAGACCGUGAAGGCAUCAUCGUCGUCGUCGUCGCCGCGUGUUGCGUUGGAGUGCUCGGACUGCUUGGACCAGGACCUGUCCGCACCGGACCCGGGACUGCUGGACAACUUGAGACUCAUAUGGACGAGAAGAAGUUGGACUUGUACCCAGCAGGACUCGAAGUCAGAGAUUGAAGAGCGAGAGCUGAGGACAAACUCCAAAGACAACAAAGCAGACGGCAAAGAUGGGAAGGAAAAAGAUUCAGAUCGCUCGCAUUGUGGACGAGCGUAACAGACAUGUGACCUUCACCAAGCGCAAGUUUGGCCUGAUGAAGAAGGCGUACGAGCUGAGUGUGUUGUGCGACUGCGAGAUCGCGCUCAUCAUCUUCAACAGCACCAACAAACUCUUCCAGUACGCCAGCACCGACAUGGACAAAGUCCUGCUCAAGUACACCGAGUACAACGAGCCUCACGAGAGCAGGACCAACUCUGACAUCGUGGAUACGCUGCGCAAGAAAGGCUUAAACGGCUGCGACAGUCCCGACAUCGAGGCCGACGACUCUGCGGGUCAGAGCCCAGAGGCGGACGACAAAUAUCGCAAAAUCAACGAGGACAUCGACCUGAUGCUCAACAGACAGAGGAUCUGCCAGGGUAUGCCCGCCUCCAGCUACGACAUGGGCAUGACCCUCCCGGGCGGCAGCCCCUCCGGACUACUGUACUCCCACCCUGGCCUCGGGGGAGCUGUUGGCAGCCACAGCCUGCUGCCUUUGCAGCACUCAUCCCUGCAGAGGAACGGCAUGUCCCCCCAGCGGCCCCCCAGCACUGAAGACGCAGGCUUGCUGGGUUCUGAGCUGCCGAGCAGCGUGGUGACCUCGGGAAACUGCGGCUACAACACCCAGUGCCCCUCCCCCUCGCUGAUGUCCCCGGGAGGCGUGGCCAAGACCCUGCAUGACAAAAGUCCUCCAUCCAUGAGCCUGAGCCGCAAGCCGGACCUGCGACCGCUGAUGGCGCCGACCAACAAGUGCGGCAACAUGCCGAGCGUUUGUGAGGACUUUGACAUGAUACUGAACCAGAGGAUCAAUCACUCUCAGACGGCGCAGACGCUGACCAGCCCGGCCGUGUCCGCGGCGGCCCAGUCUCUGCCCGGCGGGGGGAUGGGCGGGUACCCGUCCUCUCUGUCCUCUUACGGCACAGACUUCUCCCUGGGCGGAGACCUUUCCUCCUUGUCCGCCUUUGGAUCUUCCGGUCUGGGAUCGGUGAGCAACUGGCAGCAGCAGCAGAUCCAGAACCUCCAGCACUCCACGCUGGGACACAUGGGAAACUUGUGCCACAACUCCAACCUCAACUUCCUGUCCGUACACCAGAACCUGCACAUCAAGUCCGAACCGGCGUCCCCUCCCCGGGACCGCGGCGCCGCCAUGGUGGGCACCAGACUAGGAGGCGGGGUCACGCUGGCGGGCCACUCCCCCGCCAACAGCGCAUCCAGCUGCGGGAGCUCGUACGACGGCGGCGAGGAGCGCGACGACCAUCUCGGCGGCGCCGACAACUUCCUCCUGCGGCCGCCGUCCGGCCAGGAGGACCGCCACAGCCCGUCGGUCAAGCGCAUGAGGCUGACCGAGGGCUGGGCUACAUGAUGGGGGGGGGGCGGGGGGGGUCGACGCGGCCGGGAGGGGGCGGGGUUGUUAGCGACGUUACCUUCUAGUGUUAUUUUAUUCUAACGAUCGUAUUAAUCAUGUGCUGAGUGGGCGUGUCUUUUAUGUCUGUCGUUCAGGCUACUGGUUUCCAUGGUGACGCUGGCAACGACACCUUUUGUGAGUCAAAAUGAAGUUGGAAUCAAACCUUUGAAGCUUGGCUAAAAAAAAAAACCCCGCCGGUGAAAAAGUGACCUUAUCGUAGUAAUCAUGACGAUAUCGUUUUGUGACGACUCGUUAUUCAAUUAGGACGUGUCUACAAGUCAGUUUCAGAAUACAACUUUAACUGCGGUUAAAAAAGCUUUAAAAGAGACAUGAUGCAAGUUAACGAAGCAUAAAUAAGACGUUUUAAUACAAGAUAAAAAACGGGUUGAUAGCACUUAGUCCGGUUUAAUUGGCGGUCAAUGAGUUGUUACAAGUAAAUAAGACGUUAGUUAAAAGAGCCGAUCGAGCAUUAAACCUUAAUGAGGACUAAUAGAAGUUACAUCGAGCAUCAGGUCGGACGGAUAGAGAGAGCAGGAAGGCGGAAGUUGAUGCGGGAUGAGGAAGUUGGAAGAAAUUCACCUUAAUGGGAGUGGAAAGAAGAAGAAGAGAGACCCUAUGAGUGCAAUUACGUCUUGAGGGGGCGGAGUCAGGCAGGGCGUGGGAGCCAAUCACAGUUAAAUAAGUUAAAGUAUCACACACACACACACACACUAGGUGUGGGGAAAUGUGUCCUCUGCAUGUCACCCAUCCCCUUGAUCACCCCCUGGGAGGUGAGGGGAGCAGUGAGCAGCGGUGGUGGCCGCGCCCGGGAAUUCAUUUUUGGUGAUUUAACCCCCAAUUCCCACCCUUGAUGCUGAGUGCCAAGCAGGGAAGUAACGGCUCCCAUUUGUAUAGUCCUUGGUUUGAACUCACAACCUCCCCGUCUCAGGGCGGACCCCCUAACCACUAGACCACUCUAACCCCUGCCCGUCCAGGCAGGGUGUUAGCAUUUAGCUGUUAGCUUGUGGCGCGUUAGCGUUGGAGGACUGCGGGACAGUGACGCUUCAAAUCUUUUUUUUUUUUUUUUUAAAAGUCCAAAGUUCUGCUCGUGUCGGACUCUCACACGGUUGUCAUGGUGACGGACGUGGGCGUUCACGUGAUCUAUUGGUAAGAUUUGUGACGUUCUUUGAAAAUUCUGGCUGGGGAGAGGGAAGUCCGGGCUUCCCUGCUUAGGCUGCUGCCCCCGCGACCCGACCUGGGAUCAGCGGAAGAAGAAGGAUGGAUGGAUAAAAGAGCAUGUUUGUAUUUUUAAAGAAACUUCAGUGACCGAGGCGGGCCUAUCACCAUGGUAACGCGUGUCUGACAUCAACCUAGUCGGCUUGUGUUUGGGUUUUUGUUUUUCAGUGUGGACACGAGGCUGAGGGGUUGUUUGGACAUUUUGAAUAUUUUGCUAAUUAAAAUGUAUAUUUGGAGGCCAAACCCUCGGCCGAGCUCAAGAGAACAUUUGGAACACCUGCACACCAGCUCCUCAUCACAACGUCGUCGUCGUCUGGAACGCUGCUGUCAAAAAAAAGGGCGGAGCCCACAAAAAAAAAAAUCCCAACUAAAUGAAAUGUAUUUUGGAGCAAGAGCUGGUCUUUAUGUCAGCUGAGCAGAACCUCCAGCUGCUGUAGGGAGGUUCUGCUCAGUAACUAUGUCGCACACACCAUUUUAUGUUCAAGCAUGUCAUAUUGUUGCUUUUUGGAAGAUAAAUAUGAGAUAAUUAAAUAUACAAGCUCUAUAA
Messenger RNA from Nerophis ophidion (straightnose pipefish), 3689 nucleotides. RefSeq names its product myocyte-specific enhancer factor 2C-like. Gene Ontology annotation, molecular function: protein dimerization activity; DNA-binding transcription factor activity, RNA polymerase II-specific; RNA polymerase II cis-regulatory region sequence-specific DNA binding. The transcript is spliced from 13 exons. Bases 497 to 1885 code for a protein of 462 amino acids. NCBI's taxonomy places the organism in Eukaryota, Metazoa, Chordata, Actinopteri, Syngnathiformes, Syngnathidae. The record is from RefSeq and is a predicted model, not a curated record. Gene Ontology annotation, biological process: positive regulation of transcription by RNA polymerase II.